AUGGAUCUUGCAGAUAAUACUAUGAUAGGACCUAAAAAGUCCUUCGAGCGAGAUUGGAAGGAUAUCAGACAACGUUUGGAACGGAAAAUUGCUGCAGCUGCAGCACAGGCAAUCUCCGGCAGACCUGGUGGCGCUGAAGCUCGCAAGCCUCGAUGGGCUACACCGCCCAAGCAAAAGGAGCCGCGAUUCUAUCAGGUCAAGCAGGAGGAUAAGCUGACCACAAGAGGCGCCAACCCUAGAACUGGCGUGGUUAGUCCAAGCAACCGCACUGAUAGCUCUUGUGAAGAUCAUAUUCCUCGGCCGCGUGUCAGUCAGAAAUGGAAAGUCAAUGGUGACCAGUGGGUCAGUGUUGAUGUUUCUCAAACGCCAUCGCCGCAAUCGUCGCCAUUGAGCUACAAAUUGGCAAAGACCGUGUCCUCUGCUGGCUCCGGCUCAACUGAUAUGUCAUCAUCGGAUGACUGGGAAGACCGAUUUGUCGUACACAUGCCUUCUGCGAAAGAUCCCAAUCCGCCCUCCAUGUCAGUUGAGCAGAUCCGAAUGUAUCAAGAAAAGAUAGGGAGGCUUCAUACGCCGACGGUUAGAAGGCACGAGAUGGAUGCGUCUAAACCGUCUUCUGGCUCUCCACAGCACCAAAGUACGGCACGCCCGAAGAAGACGAGCUCAAUUCCUAUAGUUCAAAAGGACUCAUCUUUGCAUUCCUCUUCAACAGGCAGCAGCCAGUCAAUCUCCCCUCCAGUGGAUGGACCGAAACAAUCUUACUUCAGUCCUGAUGAGGUUGGGCGGGCCAGAGUCAGUCCAGUAAACGACUAUUCGAAACUCAAACAGAAAGAUUUGGUCAAAAAGUUAAGAGAAGAAUGUUUCCUGGGUUGUAUGGGAGUAGAUGAAGCAGCUGCAAAAAAUCCAGAUGAAAUCCUUUUAUUUCCGUCUCUAGACGAUGAGAACGAAUCGCAAGCAUCACCAAUCGUGAAGUCAGCGGACGAAGGUGACAAAGCUAAAUCAUCUGGCAUUCCAAGAUCAUCCAAACUGCCACAGCUUUCCGGUCAACCUCUCGCUAGGACACCCCCAAAAGCUCCUAGCAAGGAACAUGCGACACCUCAUACCAACCCUCUAGACAUUCCACUAGCAUUGACAGCAGCACAAUCGACAAAAAUACCAAAGCCCGCGUCGAGCAGUCCCAAGGAAAGUGCCCAGCAUAUAGUCAAGGAAGGUGAAGAUAAUGCCCUCAAAUCUACUCCUCCCGCCAGCACCAAGAAACCCCUCACUAGAGCAGUUAUACAAGGAUCACGGACACGUUUAGCGUUCAAGACAUCGUCUAGGCCACGGAACUUUCCCAGCAAGACGAAGCAGGGAGCUCCAGAAAAUGAUGUGUUUUUGGAAAGCUCUUCGCCUAGCAGCACGCCUGAAGCGGCUCCUCAACAUGCUCCAGAGCAACCUUCCAAGCCUACCUCACCUGAUUUUAGCAAAACAAACCUUGAGCAGAUCCCAGAAGGCAAAUCUAUGACUACACCCAAGAGCAGUGACAGUAUUAGACUGAGCCCUAGCGAUAUCUUCAAGGACAUUCCUGGCAAAGGUCCGCAGCUCUACGAAAUCCUUUCCCCGGAAGAAGCGAGAGCGCGCAAUGCAAAUCAAAAGGCACCAAAGGCAUCAAGCGUCGCCGAGUUGGACGGCCUUCAAGUGCCUCAACAAUUGCCGAGUCCGCCCCUGAGCACUUCCCCUUCCCCUCCUCCACUGAAAGCCAAAGCAGAUGUAUCACCAACGAAUGCAAAGUCUCCCCAGUCUGAGAAGAGGAAUACUCACUCCAUCCGAAUGGAAAUUCGGAUGAAGGCAGAGAAGGCGAGACAGGGUGCCGCCGCUGCAAAAACUGCAUCUGAACGAUUGGCAGCCGCUCGAAAGCACGCAGAGCGACUGGCUGAAGCACGUGCUGCGUACGACAAAGCAAAAUCUCAAAGCGCUGCUAAGAAAACAAGAGAGCCACUGGACGAAUUGAAAGAACAGAAGCUCAAUACUGAAAGAAUCAAUGAAGCUCGUAGGGCUUACAAGGCAGCAAAAGCUAAAGAAGAGGCAGAGAAGCAGGAAAAGACGCAUCAAAAUGAAGCCAAAGAUCAGUCAACCCCAUCUUCUGCUUCUUCCUCUACCUCCGCCCCUGCUUCCCAACAUACCGACACAAAGCCAGUCAGAAAGCCCUCACGUAAGAGCGGCGCAAAACGUCCACCGAGAACCCACACUAUCAACGAACAUGAAGAUGCUGCCAUUCCUCGUGCUGGAGGGAACAAGGGUCCGGUUAAUAUUCCUAACGACGUCCGCCUAACCGAUAUUGCGUCCGGUCCUGGGGCUUUCUACCUCUCGCUCAUCAGAUUUCACGAUUCCCUUGGCCAUAACCAAUAUGCAACCGUCUGGCGGAAGCUUGGUUGGAAUACAAACAAACCGGAGUGUUACCACAGUCUUUUUGCGAAGACUGCCGGCUACAUUGCAAUUGUCACCAGCUGGAUUUUGUGGUUUAGUAAGCCUGCUGGGUGGAUUUUUGCACACGUAUUGGACGCUGUAUGGGAGUGA
Molecule: messenger RNA, 2553 nt
Organism: Talaromyces atroroseus
Lineage: Eukaryota; Fungi; Ascomycota; Eurotiomycetes; Eurotiales; Trichocomaceae
Exons: 3
Coding region: 1-2553 (850 amino acids)
Source: RefSeq, a predicted model, not a curated record